CGCUGAUCUUCAUUCAUUAAUUCGCCAGCCUAUCCAACUCGGAACUUAGUUCAGCCCAAUCCCUACAUAUUAUAAAGCGGCCAAACUAUGUCAGUUGAUGCAGAUCAGGAAACUCCCCUGUCUGGUACUGCAAGCCAAACUCCCUCCUUUGCUCUCAACGCGACAUCGGAUACAGAUGAGUCUCACGCCGUCGACCCCUCAAGCCUGACUACUUACGAGAAGAGACUUUACGACUUCUUAUGCUCUCAAGCAUGGACUGAUACACAGUGUUCUUGUUUCAUCGCUCAUAUCGAGCGGAUGAAAGAAGCCCUCUCGCAGCAUUUCUACUCGCAAGGUUGGAACACCGUUCAAGUGCAAUGUCUCCACGAGCAAUGUGAGAUGGAAUUUCCAGAGCAUUUCCCAGCUCCUAGAGGUGAUGCCGAGCAACAAGGUCUGCAGAUGCAGCUGAGAUUCGUCGAAGAAAUGAAUCGUCGAAGGGCGAUUGGCGAGCGCAUGUACCCUUCAAUAGGCACUAUGGACGGGGAGAUUGAUGAGAGAAGGACUUGAGUAGAAUCCGCUUAGAGCUUUGUGAUCUCCAGAAAUGCAGAGUAGUUGAGGCGCGAUAUGCCAAUUCAUCAAUAUGCAAGGCUUACCACAAAGCUUGAUGCUUAGAAUCACCUUCCGCAUCAGAUCAG
Messenger RNA from Aspergillus welwitschiae, 674 nucleotides. RefSeq lists its product as uncharacterized. The coding region runs from base 88 to 546 and encodes 152 amino acids. The transcript has 2 exons. The record is from RefSeq and is a predicted model, not a curated record. Lineage: Eukaryota; Fungi; Ascomycota; Eurotiomycetes; Eurotiales; Aspergillaceae.